ACUAUUUUAGAGAAAUAUCUAGAAAAACUAAAUCCUGAAAUUAGAACGAGCCACGAAGAGCGAAUAAAAUAUACUUCGAAUUCUAUUAAAGCUUUUGGCCUCGUAAGACGGUUACAUAAUGAUUGGCCAAAGUGGCAUAACUACACAAAGGCAGAAGUCGCCAAAGAUCAAGUGAAAGUAAUGGAAGAACUUCUUCUUGCCGCUCCUCAGUCAGAAGAUAUGCGAGAGGCAUUCAAGGGUAUAUUUCGAAUAGAGCACAACUACGACCUAGAAGCUGCCGACAUAGCUGAUGGCAUGCUUUGGGGAAAGCAAUAUGAUGCAAAGCUAUCCACAUCGGACUGUUUAGCCAUAGCCGAAUAUAUGUACAAUAAGUCCGAGUAUAUAAGUGCAGCCAAAUGGUAUCGAGUGGCCCUAAGCCACCAUAUUCAGUUUGAUGAUGACAUAUUCAGGAAUAUAUAUGGUUCUCAACGUGAAGACAUACGGAAAAACUACAUCAUUUCAAGAUUAAAAGCAGGAAAAGCGGAUGAUGUACAACUAUAUCUGAAAGAACUUUCGCAUGACCCCAAAACACAAUUGGAAAAUACAGCGAAGCCAACACCUUCGAUUUCUCAGCUGGGCUGUCGUGGACUUUAUCCCCCACGGACCAAUUUGUCGUGUCGGUACAACUUUACCAAUACUCCCUAUUCACGUUUGGCGCCAUUAAAAAUGGAGAUAGUCAACGAGAACCCGUUUAUAGUGCUAUACCAUGACAUUCUUUACGAGCACGAAAUUAACUCUUUGACGAAUCAGUCUAUAACUACAGAUGGUUGGACGGACGACGCAGAACCGGAACUGGAGGUGGAACGCAUCUGUAAAGUAUCAACGGUGCAAGAUAGAAAGAUAGGUAGACGGGUUGAACAAAUGUCUGGUUUAAACGUUGAUCUGGACAACUACAUGCAACUCAGCAAUUAUGGUCUGGGGGGACACUUUAGAAACCACUUCGAUUAUGUUGAUCUCAAGGGGCACUCUAUAAUAGUUCCCCUUAUGGCGAAAUAUCAUGGCGAUCGCUUUGCGACAGUAUUGUUCUAUCUCAGUAAUGUAGAACUAGGAGGAGCCACUAUAUUUCCGAGACUCAACUUAACUAUAUGGCCCCAGAGAGGUGCUGCCUUAUUAUGGUAUAAUUUGGACAAUAGCGUAGAGCCUGAAAAACUUUCAGAGCAUGCUGUUUGUCCGGUAAUUGUGGGUAGCAGAUGGGUUCUGGCUGAGUUCAUAGUGCAAUACAAGCAAACGUUCAAAAGACCCUGCUAUAAAUAAAUUAUAUUGACGUCAGCGGAACAAAUCAGCCAUGCUAAUUGGAGCUGUACAAAAGUUCGCAUUGUAGCGUUACUUGUACUUUUGAACAGUUUAGUGGAGCUUACUGAAAUAAAACGUACCUCGAAAUGGUA
This is a messenger RNA of Scaptodrosophila lebanonensis, 1424 nucleotides long. Its product is annotated as prolyl 4-hydroxylase subunit alpha-2-like. The transcript is spliced from 7 exons. Bases 181 to 1293 code for a protein of 370 amino acids. NCBI's taxonomy places the organism in Eukaryota, Metazoa, Arthropoda, Insecta, Diptera, Drosophilidae. Gene Ontology annotation, cellular component: endoplasmic reticulum. The record is from RefSeq and is a predicted model, not a curated record. Gene Ontology annotation, molecular function: protein binding; L-ascorbic acid binding; iron ion binding. Gene Ontology annotation, biological process: peptidyl-proline hydroxylation to 4-hydroxy-L-proline.